This is a messenger RNA of Adelges cooleyi (spruce gall adelgid), 780 nucleotides long. RefSeq names its product dynein axonemal assembly factor 6 (gene Dnaaf6). The record is from RefSeq and is a predicted model, not a curated record. The coding region runs from base 85 to 690 and encodes 201 amino acids. The transcript is spliced from 3 exons. Gene Ontology annotation, cellular component: cytoplasm. NCBI's taxonomy places the organism in Eukaryota, Metazoa, Arthropoda, Insecta, Hemiptera, Adelgidae. Gene Ontology annotation, molecular function: protein-folding chaperone binding; dynein intermediate chain binding. Gene Ontology annotation, biological process: axonemal dynein complex assembly.
AUGUGUGUAAAAUAAUCUUUAAUGUUUAGUCUAUAACUAUACUAUUAAACUUAAAAGUACAUUGUUUGUACAGUUAAAAAAAAUAUGGAUUUUAUGGAUAUGAAAAAGUUGAGUGAAAUACUUAAUCCAAAAGUGGAUUCUUCUGAUAGCGAGGAUGAUCUUCCUAGAACAUCAUUAAUUCAACUAUGCAAAUCUAAAAGCGGUAAAGACGUGAAAAUAGUAACUAAAGAAAGUAUGAAAAACGAUCAAGUAAAUAAAUCGGAAAAAAUAGUUGAGCUACAAACCGAAGAAGAGAUAGCUAAAGAAAUAUGGCAUGAAGAAGAUAUCGUUGCUGUUCCCGAAGCUCUGGACGUUAAGGCUGAUACCAGGUCUAGACCGGAAUACGAGGUCAAAUAUAAGCAGUACGUCGGAACCGAAGACACAAUUUUCGGGAUGGGUCCUAAGACUCCAUUAACUUCGAGUUGUGAAGCGAUGGUCAUUGAUAUUAAGCUACCGGGUGAACAAUUAUCUGAUAUUUGUACAGAUGUAAAAGAGGACUCGGUAGACGUGCGCAGUCCUAAGUACAGGUUACACGUACCGUUUCCGCAUGGAGUUGACAAGCAAAUGUCAAAGGCUUCGUGGAACUCGACUACUAGUACACUUACGAUCACCGUAUUUCUAAAUCGAGAAUUGGAUUUUGUUAAUUUCUAAGUCAAUUUUAUUUUGCAUGUUUUUUUUUUGUUGCGAAUAAAUAAUUUAAUCUAAUCUUAAUCGGGGUAUUCAUAACUAUUAAAUAGGUAG